This is a messenger RNA of Syngnathus typhle (broad-nosed pipefish), 6343 nucleotides long. It is a transcript of the gene gvin1l2, whose product is annotated as interferon-induced very large GTPase 1. The coding region runs from base 229 to 5805 and encodes 1858 amino acids. Lineage: Eukaryota; Metazoa; Chordata; Actinopteri; Syngnathiformes; Syngnathidae. The record is from RefSeq and is a predicted model, not a curated record. The transcript is spliced from 4 exons. Gene Ontology annotation, molecular function: GTP binding.
GUGGAGAUAGAAGACAAGAGGAGGAAUGUGAGGAGAGGUGCCUAUAAGAGCUUCACGGCGAGACAGCUGCUGCUGACUUCUGAAUAGAUGUGAAGGAAUACGUCCCGUGCUUUUUUAUAAUGGUUCAUCUGAGAAAAUAGGAAGAGAGAUAAGGUUUUUGCACGAUAAAUUGGCGAUGUGAAGAAGGCAGAGAAGAAAAAAAGUCAAGCAAAAAGGAAGAAGACCAUCAUGUCAACCAAACUUUCAAAGAGGCUGAGCAGCAAGAGGAAAAAGCCCCCGAAGAACAAGGCUGAAGUUCUCAUCCAACUUGGUCUAAAGGCUUUCUAUCCCUCCCAACUGGAACCAGCGUCAAUAUUGGACCUCAGUACUUGGACCCUGGACAACCGUACACCUCGGGAACCCGAUGAUCUGCCAAAAUCUUUCCUUCAUAGACUUUGGCUGCUGCGCCCAGAUGCUCGAAGUACUUGCUGCGCAGCCCUCUCAGAUACUCUGGCGAGUCCUUCCGAGAAGGUUGAUGGAUUCCGCUCAACUACCAUCAACCCUCUUGAUCUGGUGACUACUGUUUUUUUAUGUGCUAACACUUUCCUUCAGCAGGAGAUAACAGCACAUAUGCUGCAAUGCCAGUUUGCCGUGCCCCUGAUUCUUCCGCAUGUAGAUGAUGAAGAACCCAGUAGCUUUCUGCUUUGGCCUUUGAGAGGGGUCGUGAGACAAUGGAGGCCCGACACUGAAAAAGUUCAAGAGGCAGUUUUGGCAAGUACACCCAUGCCAAUCAUCUCGUGUGUGAGGCUUGGUUCCUGUCGUGUCUCAAAGUCCGAGGUGCUGAAUCAUGUCAUGGGCAGUGGAACGUUCCUCCACGAAGGGAUGGAAGGAGGACGAUUACCUCGAAGCCUCUCCAACGGUCUUGUCGAGGCUGCAUGGUAUCUUCCAACAGGAAACUCUCACACAGACAUUUUUCCAGUUCCAGUGGUCUUCUCAAAUCUCCGGGGAGAUGCAAGCACACAUGAGAAUUGCCUCUACUUUCUGAGCCAAGCGUCUUCGGCCGUUAUUGUUUUCUGUGACAAUCCUGAGGAGAAAACAAAACAACUUCUCGCCUCCUGCAACGUAAUGGCAAGCAAGCUCAUUUUGAUUGACCUGGCUGAGACUGAGAAUUGGAAGGACAGAUCAGUGAAGUUUGUCAGUGAUAGCCUUCAGGAGACGACAGCUCUUCCAGACGCAUCGAUCAUCUCAGGAAAAGCUUUGAAUGCAGAGAACCUUGCGAAUGUUCUUUGUGAUACCGUCAAGCGUUUGCUACCAGACUUGAGACUCGUAACACUCGAAGAAGCAGCAAAGUUAGCAGUGACGGUCGGGCUUCAUUGCGACGAAGGGACGGUCUGUAAAAAAAACAUGGGCAGAGCAGAAGAUGUUCUGAAAGGUUUACAUGAGGGACCUGAGGUGUUCAGGCAGAAGCAACUUCCGCUACAAGGUGCUUUGUGGAGCCGAUUGGCUGAAAUUGAGAAAGAUGAAAGUCGAAAGAACAAAGAAAGAAAAGAGCUUGAUCCACGAUUGCAAAAUGAGAAAAAAGACAUCAUGGGUCGUUUGAGCAGAUACAAAAAGACUUCAUCCAUGAAGCAUUUCACAAAUGCUCUUUCAACUCCAGAUAAAGCUGAGAGAAUGUACUUCCUCAAUUGGAUGAGGGUGAAACUUCGACUACUCCAGAUGCAAAAACAAAUCAACCUCAAAGAUCUGCUAAGUCAGAAGACAAUGGAGAAAAACGGCAUUCCUGAGCACCCGGACCUUCCGAGUGUCGCUAACGAUGACGUGGAUGAUAGCGACAGUUUUUACACAGAUUCAACAUUUCAGGGUGGGGACGUCGAGACGGUUCCAGAUACCAAUCAGGAAGUUGCGGACUCAGGGAAAGAAGUCGGUUCAAAGCUUAUUUUCCAAACACAAAACAAUGUCAGAUCAGAGAAUGACUAUGAGGACAAGACUUCCUCUGCAAAGGAACAAACGUGGCAAGAAAUGUUGGUCAAAGAUGAGGAAAUAGCAUCUGUACAUUCAUGUUUGCGUAGGCUGACGCAAAGAAGAGCUAAGAAUCUGGAGGUCAACGAUUUUGAGAGUGACUUGGCUUUGGAGCCUAGUGAAAACAAAGGAACAGAGUCUCUGCAAAAUGAAUUUCCAAUUUCAAAAGACAAACCAGGUUCUUUGUUGUUGGAAACUGGAACCUUAGACGUUCAAGGGACUCAAUUUAGUGCAUCAACAAUUCAGGAGUCUUCUAGAGACGAACAAAGCUACCAGGAUGCAUUUGUUGGAGAUCAGACAAGUGCACGGUCAUUUUUGCUGAGGUUCAAGAAGCGUCACAAUCUGCAGGUCACUGAUUCAGAGCGUGAAGAAGGUUUUCAGACCCAAAAGCAGCAACCAGGUGAAAAGGCAACCCUUGAGAAUGACGCUGAAGAACAAAUCGUCCAAAAUCCAUUUGUUGAAGAUAAGGCCAUCACAUUUGCAAAGCCGUUUUUGCUGGAGCUUGAGCAGUUUACAGAUGAGGACCUUGAGGUCGUUGAUUCGGAGAGUGAAAUAGCUUUCGAGCACAGUUUUCAAAUCCCAGCCAAUGACAAAUCAGAGUCUCUGCCAAAUGGACAUUGUGACUCUUCAAAUGAAGAGAUCCUGAGUGAAGGCGAAAAAUCUUCAGCUUUUAGAGAUGCUGAAAGCUUAGAUGGCAGCGAAGCAACCUCUCAGGAGACUUUUUCCGCAAAAGGACCGCAAGCUGCGUCUACCGAAGGUCAGGUAGAAUUUUCACUGGGACUUGAGCACUUUUUGCGUGAGAUGGGCCUCAUUUUUGAACUCGCCCACAUCAGCCCCGGUAGCGGGAGCCAUAACGAACUGCGACUCCCAAAUCUUGCCGCUGACUUGCUCCUCAGCGGGAUUCCACUCGAACUUAUGGACGGAGACGCUUCGAAUAUUCCAAAGCACUGGCUCGGCAAUGUCCUUGCAGAAAUUAAACAUCGCUUCCCUCGAGAACGCUUGAAGGUUCUGACGAGUCUUGGAGUGCAUCAAGCAAGGAAUGCUGAGAUCCUUUCGGCAUUAUUUGGGGUGACAUUUCCAGAUGGAUGCAAAAGCUCCGCAAAAGGCCUCUACAUGGUUUCCCUUCAAGUCCCGCCCAAGUUCAAAAAGAAGCUCAACUGUGAUUUUCUCCUGCUGAUGGAUGUCGAGGGGCUCUGCUCUUCAACCGACGGUCAGUUAAGCACUUGGGUCAGAGAUAACGAAAUGGCAACCGUGGCAGCUGGAAUGAGCGACGUCUUAAUUCAAAACCUCUGCUCACGUUCAGCUUCCGAGCUUGAGACGAACCUCACGCUCGCGGUCAACGCUUUGUUACGCAUCAGAGAAUGCGGCUCCGUGCCCAUCUGCAAAGCUUUAGUCCAGGAUGACGGGAUAAAUACCUCAUUAGAAGCCACGCAGUUACAACGUGUGUCGAAUAUUCUGAAGACUGGCGAGAGAACCCUUGGAGAUGCUGACAACAUGAUUGAUCAUUCGAAGAAAUCAAUUCCCUACGUUAGACCGUGGUACAAUGAGCCAAUCUCCAAAUCUGUUGACAGCGAGCACAGUGAGGUGAUGCUGAAGUUGAAGCGUACAAUGUUUGCGGCAUUGAAAGAGGCAGUCCCGCCAUCAAAAAUAUGUGCUUGGCAGGAUUUGUUGGCCCGUUUGUGUUUUGUUUGGGACGCGGUCAAAUCAGAAUCCUUCUCUGUUAGCCUGCAAAAUAAAGACAUCGGUAUGGCGUUGUCGAUAUUUUGCGCUGAGAUUUUCCAGUGGGAGGAAAGUUUGUGGGAACAUAUGGAAGGUUGGCUCACGCAAGCCACUAAGACGAUCCAUUCCACCGAGCCAGAUGCUACGGAUCCUUCCAGCCAAAACGACUUUCUGUGCGAGUUACAAUAUGAAGCUAGACGAGAGGUCAAAAGGGAAGUUAACAAACACAAGUCACAUUUGAAGGGCGCUUUGAAGGAAAAUAAGCUUGAUGACGACGUUACCAUCUUAAAAAGUAUCCUCUUUAGCAAAAUGAUGGAGCUCGAAGAGCGAGUAACGACGACGACGAUCGAAAGACUGGAAAGAAUCAACGAGGAGCAUUUCUCUUCCACUCAGCACAACCGAAUGGAGACCGUGCUGGAAUUGGAGCAAAAUGCCAGGGUUCAGAAACUUUUAGACAGCAGUGGAUCCGAAAACCACUUUGUCAAAGAUGAAACUCUAGAAGAAGAAUUUGAGGACGCAUGGAAGGAGUCGUUGUCCAAAUUUGAUUUCAGACCUUCAGAAACAGACGAUAUUACCCAAAGAGUAUCGAGACUUCUCACAGCAAACAUCUGCAGCCAAGGUCUCCAAAAACACUCGUAUAAGCUUAUGGAUUUCGGUCAAAAUCAGGCGACGUUCUUCAGAGUGCACGAUGAGUACUUUGGAUACAGUAGCAGAAUGAAAAACUUGUUUGAAAACAACAAAUCACCAAAAGUUAAAGCUCAGCAACUUGCAUGCAACGUCAUGGAGCAUUACAAGCAGUUUGUCGACGAAAAAGUCAGUUUACCGCAAGACUUCUCCGACAGUUACAUCACGGAACUUCUCGAGAUGAUUGAUAAAACCUUGCAAGAAGCACAACUGGAAAUCAAAACAGCCUUUGGGGUCGAUCUAAAAGUUUUUGUUUGUAACGCCGCUUGCAGAGAUUUCCAAAAAGUCCACAAUCGCUUCGCCAAGGACGGAGAACUCCUGAAGUCCAUUAAAGGCAAAAAAAGUGUACUCACGGCCGAUUUCAUUUAUCAGUUCAGAAAGAGAGACCAGCGUCAAAAGUUGGCUCGUAGGUUCAUCUCUGACAUCAUCCAACCAAUAGUGAUGGACUACGUCUAUGAACCUCUUGGCAUGCAAAUUGCAGAGGAGAUCCAAAGUAAAGCCCCAAAGCAUCUCUCCCCACAGGCCUUCCACAAGAGUUUGCUGGAAGAGAUCAUUAUGAAAGACCAAUUUGAAAGCUUCACAGAGUACUUAUUUUCCUACGACACCUUCAGGUUGAGGAAGAUCCAGGAGACAGUCGUGACUCAUUUGUCAGACUGGAAUGUGAAUACGUGGAGGCUCCAGCGUCUCGGGGAGAUCGUCGGUAACGUUGCGUCAGCCGUGAGCCAAGUCACAGUAGGGGACAGCCAAGUGCUAAGUGACACCAAGCCAAUUCUAAAGCAAGUGUGUCUCGUCCUGGAGGAUUCUGGAGACACGUGCAUUCCCUGGGAGUCCCUGGAGGGACCGCUUUAUAGUAUCACCACGGAAUGGGAUCACUUUGUCACAUAUUUCAUGGAGUUGCUGGCGGAACUGCGCCUGAACCUCGCACAGGCUUUUUCCCAACACAUGAGUGGCGACCAACUGCUUGACCGCCUUCCCACUCAGCCAAGAGACUGCCUUUUCAACAAACUCAAAGGCUGCCAUGCCCGAUGUCCAGCGUGCAGUGCACCAUGUGAAGUGGAACAAACUGGACAUGAGCUUCACGAGACCUUGCUCCACAGGCCCAAAUGCAUGUCGGAGCCCACUUCUCUGAUCAGCCCUGAAAGCACAAACCUAGAUAACCUGGAAGCACAAGAUAUCACUGUGGCUUGCUGGCAACUCCAAGACCUCCAUCCAGACUGGAAUCUUUCAACCAAAGAGGCGAGCAGCAGUCCUUACUGGAGGUAUGCGUUAGCAAGAUUUAGCGAGAGGUUGGCAAAGAAAUACAAUCAGAAGCCACCAGUGAUUCCAGAAGAGUGGAAGGCCAUCACGAAAAAAGAGGCCUUGGACAGUCUGAGGGACGACGGCCUUCUCAGUGGACAGCCUUAAACGCUAGCCAAGUGCAACACAUCCAAUGCAUUAUGUACUAGUAUUGAAAUGUGUCAUUUCUUUCCUCCUCUCUCUGUGUUUUGGACAAAAGGAACAAAGUUUGCUCAUCAUCGAACAGCAACGUAAUUGGUUAGCCAUGCUGCGAGUGAAAACCUAUUCAAAUGAUGCUUUCCGUGACUUAAAAAAAACGGAUUGGAAUAAUAAAACUAUAUUUGUUUUUGCUAGCUAUCGCUAGCUAGCUCACAUCUAUCGCACUUGUGAUGGAAACCCCAAAUCCUGAUUGGUCGAAUAACUCAGGAAUCACUCGGCAACUCAGGUCUGGAAUCUGCUUGGGUAAAAGUUGUGACAUUGAUUGUAUUGUAAAUAUCAUUUCCACGGAUUAUGACACAUCCACUGGCACUUCAAUUGUGAAGGAAGAGGAGUGAUUCAUCACUGACAAUAGAGGCUGUUUGGAAAUGAUCAUCACUGAGGUUUGCAGAGAAUGUGAAUGUCAUUGAAAUCAAUUAACAAAAUAAAGCAUGCGUGGAAAGGCCUUGCA